This is a messenger RNA of Belonocnema kinseyi, 3123 nucleotides long. RefSeq names its product breast cancer anti-estrogen resistance protein 1 (gene p130CAS). Gene Ontology annotation, cellular component: cytoplasm; plasma membrane. The transcript is spliced from 9 exons. The record is from RefSeq and is a predicted model, not a curated record. Gene Ontology annotation, biological process: cell surface receptor protein tyrosine kinase signaling pathway; cell migration. Gene Ontology annotation, molecular function: protein binding. Lineage: Eukaryota; Metazoa; Arthropoda; Insecta; Hymenoptera; Cynipidae. Bases 396 to 2456 code for a protein of 686 amino acids.
CAGAAGAUCGUAGUACUAUAGUAUGGAUCGUGUGACUCAGCUUUCACCUCGAGCGUAAAAAUAAAACCGAGUUAAACUGCAGAAAACAACUCCCGAUUGAGAAAGUACUCUUUCGAGCAUCCUUUAGUGCAAGUGCGGUUUUCUGCUGAUACUGUGCAGUGUGCAGUUGUUCCAAAUAGGGACUGAAUCAAGUGUAUAAUGUGUUCGCGAUAAGAUUUAUUCUUCUCGUACGUGUAGAAUGUAGAUCUAGUGGUCUGUAUAUAUAUAUAGCUAUACACGUUCUACCCGUAUAUGUAGAUGUAGAUCUAUUAUGCUGAACCAGCUAAAGAUUGUGUGCAACCGCGAUUUGUUUUGAGACUUUUUGAGGCUGUGAGCUGAAAAACUGAAGCAGCCAAAUGAACCUCAGGAUGCUACCUCAAACUUCUGAGAUCAUUCCGACAACCUUAAAUCCGCAAAAAUGUGUUAAAGCACGUGCCCUUUAUGAUAAUAUAGCAGAGGCGCCCGACGAACUAGCAUUUCGAAAAGGUGAUGUGCUUACCGUUUUGGAACAAAAUACGUCUGGUUUAGAGGGUUGGUGGCUUUGUGCAUUGAGAGGAAGACAGGGCAUUUGUCCAGGAAAUAGACUGCGACUUCUCGUAGGACAGUACGAGAACGGGGGUUUCGGUGGUAACAGAAUGGAUCCAACAAUGGCUGAUGACGGGUCGCAAAGGCAUGGAAAACGACGAAGCUGGCACGUGCAAUCGAAUAGGGUAGUAACUCCUCAAAAGUGCGGGGACGUUUAUCUUUACGACCUUCCAGCAAACAGAGGAAGCCCGGCCCCCUCUUCUAUGUACGAGUCUCGUUUAAAUGAGAACGAUCAAUUACAGAUGGGUCGUUUUUUAUCGAAUAUGAGAACACCGGGAGGUGACAGUACCGGUGAUAUGAACGAUUGUUACGAUACACCACCUAGAGCUGUUCCCGUAAUUCAAUCACCUAACAGAAGUCCAAGUCCGGCUCCAUCCUGCUACGCUGUUCCAAGACCAGCAGCUUCCUACACGCCAAAUUCAAAUUGCUCUGGUGGUUCUGGAAUUACACCUCUCGAUAAUUACGAUGUGCCGCGACCCUUGCAACCCUUGACACCCAGCAGCUCAGCCUCCAGUCUGACGAAUGACGGCUCUCUUAGUGGAUCUAAUAGAUCGAGCCUAACUGCCCCAGAUUACGAUAUACCUCGACCACGUCUUCUAACAUCUGCAGUGUCCUCGCGCCAUAAUACACCCGUGCCUAAAACUCCAACUCCUCCGCCACCAAAUCAGCAAAUUUACGACGUGCCCGUUAAUAAAGAGUUGCCGCUGGAAUUGGACUCGGCCUUGGAGGGUCUGCAGAGGCUUCAGAGUGAAGCAUCGGCCGCAAUCAGUAAACUUUUGGGAUUCGUAAGUCCGGGAUGGAGAUCACCUCAAAAAUUAGAUAAAACUUUAAUGGAUCUUCGAUUGGCUUCUCUCAGACUAAGAACCUCAUUGCAUGACUUGGCCGAAUUCGCAGAAGGAAGCCUGGGAAAUGCGGGAAAAGCGCCGGACAAGGGUCUGGCGAUGAAGUUGAGGCCUCUGGUGAAAGCAUUACGAGAUUCCGACAAGCUUAUUCAAGAAGCGGCUGGUGAAUUAGAUACGAUCGAGUGGGACGCAGGUCAGCUGUGUCGGGGAGGCGACGAUACACCGACGCCAACAAAUUGCACGACGCCCUCGCUUCUUGUGCCGGUACAGCCGGAUCCACUCGAUCAGCUGAUUGCGUGCGCCAGGUCUUUGACCGAGGAUGUUCGCCAAGUUGCUAGUUUUAUUCAGGGAAAUUCAACAUUACUAUUUAAGAGGUCUUCGAUGAUAUCUACAAGCUGCAGUAAUAACGAUGCUGGUGAGGAUUAUGAUUACGUGAAUUUGGACUCGAAAGAGGUAGUGGCAAAGCAAAGGGAAGAAUUAAGAGCAGCUUUACCGCAUGAACUUCGCAGUAGCUAUGAUCUUCUUGUCACAGAGGCAGAUCAUGCUGCAAUUCAAAUGCCACACGUCACCAUUUCGCCAAUGGAUCCGAACGAUAAACAAGUUUUGGCUUUUUAUGCAGCUCAAGUGAUCACUCACGGAUCUCAUCUCACCCAUGCAAUUGAUGCUUUUCUGCAAACAGUUGAGCACAAUCAACCGCCAAAGGUUUUUCUGGCACACGGAAAAUUCGUAGUGCUAAGCGCGCACAGAUUAGUUCACAUCGGCGAUACUGUACAUAGAAAUGUUUCGCGAAAUGAUAUUAGAACGCGGAUUCUUCAAUGCGCGAAUGCUUUAAAUGAAGCGCUUGCACAAACCGUUUCUAAAACAAAGCAAGCUGCACAAUUUUUCCCGAGCGUUACAGCAGUGCAAGAAAUGGUGGACAGCGUUGUGGACGUUUCGCACACGGCCAAAGAUUUAAAAGUUGUUUUGAUUCACGCGGCCCAACAGCCUUAAAAAGUGGGUAUUAUUAAUUGAGCCAUCCUGCAGGUAGCUGAUAUAAAGAGAAAUGACAAAUAUUAUGCAAAUAUAUCAGUUAUAUAUUACAUGAUAUUUUCAUGAUUGUCGUUGAAAAGUAUGUAUUAUUAAUUUAGCCAUCCUGCAGGUAGCUGAAAUAAAGAAAAGUAGCAAUCACAUUAAUAUUAUGUAAGUAUAUCGUUUAUAUAUUACAUGAUAUUGCGUGAUAUUUUCAUGCUUGUCAUUAAAAAGUAUGUAUUAUUAAUUUAGCGAUUCUGCAGGUAGCUGAUAUAAAGAGAAAUGACGGUCACAUAAAUUUUAUGUGAAAAUAUUUUUUACAUAUUACAUGAUAUUUUAAUGAUUGCCAUUAAAAAGUACGUAUUAUUAAUUUAGUCAUCCUACAGGUAGCUGGUAUAAAGAGAAGUAGCAGUCAUCUAAAUGUUAUGUAAAUAUAUCGGUUAUAUAUUACAUAAUAUUUGCGUUUUUCUCAUUAAAAAGUAUGUAUUAUUUAUUUAGCAAUCCUGCAGGUAGCCGAAAUAAAGAGAAAUGAUAGUCACGUCAAUAUUACGUAAAGAUAUCGUUUAUAUAUUACAUGAUAUUGCGUGAUAUUUGCAUGAUUGUCAUUAAACAGUAUGUAUUAUUAAUUUAGCCAUCCUGCAGGUAGCUG